Messenger RNA from Nerophis lumbriciformis (worm pipefish), 7095 nucleotides. It is a transcript of the gene st8sia5, whose product is annotated as ST8 alpha-N-acetyl-neuraminide alpha-2,8-sialyltransferase 5. Lineage: Eukaryota; Metazoa; Chordata; Actinopteri; Syngnathiformes; Syngnathidae. Gene Ontology annotation, biological process: oligosaccharide metabolic process; N-glycan processing. The record is from RefSeq and is a predicted model, not a curated record. Gene Ontology annotation, molecular function: alpha-N-acetylneuraminate alpha-2,8-sialyltransferase activity.
UUGAAGGCAUUUUUAGUACUUUCACAGAAACCCAAGAAUGCUUCUUUCUUUUUCAUUGGUCUGAAGGGUAUACAAGUAUCAUAUUAUUUUUCAGUGGUGGUUGCACUCCAGAUUUGCUCUCUUGCAUGUUGUCUGAUUCAGUCCACUUUGACCCAAACCCCUCCUCCCCCACCCCGAACCACCAUCCCGCCUCCAGAAGCUGGUCGGUCUCCUGUCGAUGUUCUGGCUUCUUCUUGUGCCGCCCAUCGUGUCCCAUCUAGCACUCAUCUCCAAGUGCCUUGUCCUGCUCAACCCUUGUGUCGUGUUCUGCACAGAUCUUGUGUGUAUGCUAUGUACAUAGUGUGGACACGUCUCCCUGCUCCUACUAUCUCCACUUCUUCACAUCUGCAUUGUCUCUCUUUUGCGACCUGGAUUCAACCCUCCCUCCCCUUUGAUUUGUUUAGUAUGGGCUUGACCUUUUUUAUACCCCAGGAAGGAAAUAUUAAUGACAUGGUAUGUAAGCUGUAGACAUCUGUGGUGAAAAAUGAUGGUCAUUCCCUCACAUUGCGGAUUUUUGGUUCUUUAAAUUGUACAUUUAAUACCAUAGACUUAAUCUUGUAAAUCUGUCCAUCAUGGUUCAAAUAAUCCACAGAUUAAUUAUUCAAGACGGACUCUCCUCAGAGAGGUGGAUGUAGACAACCAGUUUCACUGUUUAUUUGUAUGAUAUUAUCCUGCAUCUUGUUCCUUUUAUGCAUCCCUCUGUUGUAUUGCACCACCUGUUUUUUUUUUGCCAUCUUCUUUUUACAUGUGUUACAUCCAUCCAUCUGCAAUCUGUUCUGCAAAUGUGACUAUAACCAAUAUCCUCCCCUUUGAAAGAAACAUUGUUUGAAAAGCUUUAUUUGACUUUCUUACACUUAGUAUCAAGAUGCAAAGAUAUAAUAAAGGUUUUAAUGUGUUCACUAUAAAAUCAAUUAUUCUGUAUUUGGUCAGAAAAAGAUAAAUUGUACAGCCACAGUACAGUGACAUACAUGGUCACAAGUGGUAAUUACAAGGAUCACCUACAUUUCCUACUUAAUUCAGUUAAAACAUUUUAAAUUUGCUAAGCAGGGAGUCUUAAAGGAGCACACUUGUCUGUUUUACAAGCAUUUUGCUUUAUUUUAGACUCCAUCCUUACCUUUAAAGUUCACCCAAAACAACUCACACACACAUUUUGUUCAGGCCGCACUCUGUCUGUAUGUAAAUAUGUAAGUCUGUCCUGCAAGAAUUAAUCCAUCCAUGUCCAGAAAAGGGUGAAGUGAACUGACAAUCACACCAAUGUCGCCCCACUACCAAGCAAAGACAUUGUUGUACUGUUAAUUAUAGUCCGAUUUAUUGUCCAAUACAGGGAUUCUCAAACUGUGGUACGUGCACGACUAUUAAUACGCCAAAAAUGUGAUUAAAUAUUUAAGUAGAGUAUUCUAUUGUCCUAUAUUUAAACACACUGUUACUGUUCAAACUGUGUGUAAUGCUAAAGUGGCCAAAAUAUUAAAUAUAUUUGUUAAAUAAAACUUCUGCCUUGUUUUUAAUUAAUACAAUGACCUAUUAUACUACAGAAAUUUAAUGUUGGUCAUUAUGGUGGUACUUGUACCAAGUAUUUUCUGAGGUGGUACUUGGUGAAAAAAGUUUAAUAAGCAUUGAUCCAAUUUAACAACAACUUCCAGCCCCACCAUAUACCUACUCUUAUAACUACCGUAUUUUUCGGAGUAUAAAUUGCACCGCAGUAUAAGUCGCACCGGCCGAAAAUGCAUAAUAAAGAAGGAAAAAAACAUAUAUAAGUCGCACUGGAGUAUAAAUCGCAUUUUCUGGGGAAAUGUAUUUGAUAAAACCCAACACCAAGAAUAGACAUUUGAAAGGCAAUUUAAAAUAAAUAAAGAAUAGUGAACAACAGGCUGAAUAAGUGUACGUUAUACGACGCAUAAAUAACCAACUGAGAACGUGCCUGGUAUAUUAACGUAACAUAUUAUGGUAAGAGUCAUUCAAAUAACUAUAACAUAUAGAACAUGCUAUACGUGUACCAAACAAUCUGUCACUCCUAAUCACUAAAUCCCAUGAAAUCUUAUACGUCUAGUCUCUUACGUGAAUGAGCUAAAUAAUAUUAUUUGAUAUUUUACGGUAGUGUGUUAAUAAUUUCACACAUAAGUCGCUCCUGAGUAUAAGUCGCACCCCCGGCCAAACUAUGAAAAAACUGCGACUUAUAGUCCGAAAAAUACGGUAGUUCUAAAGGCAUUGAACCGUUUGCAACUGGACUGCUUCAAACGUUUCCCCUCUCAAUCCGAGCAGGAUUCAUCAAUCGAUGAUCAAAGACUAGAUAGGGCAGCUCUAAUCUGAGAGGAUGGAUCCACAGUACUCAUUGAUUUACAAAGAAUGGCUUCCAGUUGGGGCAUGUUGCUCUACCUUGGAGGACAAACCCAUUGAACCCUGCAUCAUCCUCUCAGACUAGAGCUGUAAUGAUUCAAAGCCACAAUAAAAUUAUAUAUUAUAUAUAGGGAUGUCCGAUAAAGGCUUUUUGCCGAUAUCCGAUAUUCCGAUAUUGUCCGACUCUUUAAUUACCGAUACCGGUAUCAACCGAUACCGAUAUCAACCGAUAUAUACAGUCGUGGAAUUAACACAUUAUUAUGCCUAAUUUGGACAACCAGGUAUGGUGAAGAUAAAAGAUAAGAUAAAAAAUAAAAUAAAACAUUUUCUUGAAUAAAAAAGAAAGUAAAACAAUAUAAAACAGUUACAUUGAAACUAGUAAUUAAUUAAAAUUAGUAAAAUUAACUGUUAAAGGUUAGUACUAUUAGUGGACCAGCAGCACGCACAAUCAUGUGUGCUUACGGACUGUAUCCCUUGCAGACUGUAUUGAUAUAUAUUGACAUAUAAUGUAGGAACCAGACUAUUAAUAACAGAAAGAAACAACCCUUUUGUGUGAAUGUUUUUUGGGUUGGUGCAAUAAUUGUAAGUAUAUCUUGUGUUUUUUAUGUUGAUUUAAUAAAAAAAAACAAAAAAAACAAAACAAAAAAAACGACCCGAUACCGAUAAAAAAAAAAAACGAUACCGAUAAUUUCCGAUAUUACAUUUUAACGCAUUUAUCGGCCGAUAAUAUAUAAAUCGGACAUCUCUAAUUAUAUAUAUAUUAUAAUAUUUACAGGAAUACUUUAACCAGCAUGUUGAAACUAUAGACACUGUCAUAUUUACAUAGAAGCAACACUUCUAUUGCUUACUUCAAAGAAAACACCAUUAAUGAAAAACAUCUUCAAAUAUACAGUCAGGUGUGCUCCAAUUGAUUAAAUUGUACUAUAUGACUCCUCCUAUCAUCACCUUCUAUGUCAUUUGCGUAACUUAUUAUGUAGGAAAAUGUAUAACCCUAUCAUCACUCCCCUCACUAUAUAAUAUGUUAUCCAUCUAUCUACUUUUCAAUUUUUAUUUCAGUUUUCUGUACUUUUUCCAGAGGGUGAUUGUGCGUUAUCCCUUUCAGGUAUUUGGGAAACUAUGGGGGCCCUUUCGAGUACAACUCCACAACAUGCAAAGAGCUCAGGCAGGAGAUUAUGGACGUCAAAGUCUUGACAAUUCUCUCUGCCUGUCUGCCAGGGUCAAAACCUCUGAUCUGUUUGAGAGAUGGCGGAACCUGCAGGUGUGUAAGUGGGAGCAGAGCAAGGAGGAGACCAGCAACUUCAAGAUGUCUCUAUCUCGCUGCUGUAACGCUCCUUCCUUCCUGUUCACCACCAAGAAGAACACUCCUGCAGGGACCAAACUGCGGUACGAGGUGGACACCAGUGGCAUCCUUCCAAUCACCACUGAGGUCUUUAAGAUGUUCCCAGAUGAUAUGCCAUAUUCCAAAUCCCAGUACAAGAAAUGUGCUGUGAUCGGAAAUGGCGGCAUCAUUAAGAACACUAACUGCGGAAAGGAAAUCGAUUCAGCCGAUUUUGUGUUCAGAUGCAACAUACCGCCCAUCAGCGAAAAAUACUCAGCUGAUGUCGGCACUAAAACUGAUCUGGUGACAGUAAAUCCCAGCAUUAUCACAGAGAGAUUUCAGAAGCUGGAGAAAUGGCGACGGCCCUUUUUCGACGUGCUGCAGAACUACGAGAACUCCUCGGUGGUCCUUCCCGCGUUCUACAACCUGCGCAACACGGACAUGUCGUUCCGGGUCAAGUACAUGCUGGACGACUUUGACUCGCAGAGAGGCGCAUUCUUCUUCCACCCGCAGUACCUGCUCAACGUGCAGCGCUUCUGGGCGGUGCAGGGCGUGCGGGCCAAGCGGCUCAGCAGCGGCCUCAUGCUGGUCACCGCCGCCCUGGAGAUGUGCGAGGAAGUGCACCUCUACGGCUUCUGGGCCUUCCCCAUGAACCCGUUGGGCAUCUUCAUCACUCACCAUUACUACGACAACGUCAAGCCGCGCCCGGGCUUCCACGCCAUGCCGCAUGAAAUCUUCAACUUCAUUCACAUGCACGCCCGCGGUAUCGUGCACGUGCACACUGGGCCUUGCACGUGAUCGCUCACUUGUCAUUUUUUGUAGCAGGUUUUCGCAUAACUCGACCACUCGCUUUACCUGACAUUUCUCGAUGUGACGUUCUUCAUUUUAACCGAUUCAGACCCUUCUUGUCGGCUCUCUGACCACAGCAGGCUUGUUUUUAAUGUGCGACAACGUGGUCUUCCUAAUGGUGAUGUGUUCGUAGCGUUUUCUAGUGGCUCUGCUGUACAAAUUAGUUCUUUUUCUACUCGCUCUACGUGGUGAAACUGUGGAUAUCCGCCACUCUGCAGGCGUGGCAGCUUUCAAUGUCGAAGCCUGAAACUUGUUAAGGUGAUAUUUCAAAAAGCGCAUAAGAAUCCGCAAGCAAUUGUCUACUUUUGUAAUCUAUUUGAACAUUUUAAACGUAUAAAUUGGCCUAUUUCCAGUGGCCUUGUUCCUGUUUGGAAAUUCCCUCUCUGGUGUUUCUAGGCACGUGAAAAAAGGCAACAAUGGGAUUCCUUAAUCAUUUCUUUAUGUUUUUGUUUGGCGUGUCAUGUCCUUCGCCAUGCUGCCUUAUGAUAUCCACUCCCUCGAUCUGAUAUGCAAUACUCAUCAAUAAUGGAAAACUAAACAUACGUUUAGUCUUGGAGUCGCUUUAAGAAUCCACUCACAACUUCUACUUCUCAUAAAACUCCAUAAUCACAUGUCGCUCUGCACGAUGUACUCUUAGCUUUACGUGUGCCUGCUCCAGUGAUCACUGAAUUAAGUUUGCACUCACAAAAAUCAGUUUUUUCUUAACAAGAUUGUUCAAAAGAAAUGUAGUCAAUGGUUACAACUGGUAAUCCAUUUAAUAUAUAUCAGGGGUCCUCAAUUACAUUUGUCCAUGGGCCAUAAUUUUCUCAGCAGUCACUGUAAGGCCCAGUGUUGAUAUAAAUAUGAUAUAGAUAUUUAAACCCACAUGGUUCAGAACCCAAAUGUCAGUAUCCAUUGAGCUAUCCAGUCACUCUCAAUGAGUCUCCUUUGGCGUGCAAAUUAGCAAAAUUUCACUAACAAGUUCUUUUUAUGAAUUUUGUGCUCUUGAAAGUGAAUCUAGCACUCAUUUCCCAUAAUAUCAAUUAGUUUUUUGGGUCAUCCGUACUUCAAAAGCCAGACUCAAUAUGCCUCCCCCUACUGGUGAGCAACAUCUGCAGAACUGGAGCCCAUUUCCCCGCAUGGACAAUAUGGAUUAAGGCAUCUUUUUGUUGCUAUGGUUCAUUAUUUCUUAAAAACUGAACAGGAUGACUUAAAAAGAUAUGUAAAAGACUAACAAUUUUCGGCACCAAUAGCCUGUGAUUCCUCACGCUCUUUCGACAUUUCCCGAAGCAUCUUUAGGAAAACAUCAGUAGAAGAGGAUACAAAAUAGAAUACUAGCGCCUUACCUUUACUUUCUCUCUCUUUUAAGCGCCGGGUCUGCACGUCUUUCUCUGUUUUUUGCAGGUUAUGACUCAGUCUUUCUCCCCCCUAAGGUGCUCCUGAUUUUCACAUUUGGCUUGCAUCUUAUACAUGUUUUCAAAGUCAGAAUCAUUAAAAUGGUCACUGCAAAUCAAUUACACUCUUCUCACUUGGUCCGUCCCAUAUUAUGCGAGUCAAUUUGACAGGUUAGGUCCAUACGUUCCUCAUAUUCCCAUUAUUUGGGAAUGUAUGCAGGAUGACCCCUUCUUUAGUUGUGUUUCUAAAACCUGCAACAAUGCACCUGGCAGACAUAUUUGAUCAUUCCUUCAAAUUUUGCACGAAAAUAACGUGAUUCGGGAUGAAGAUGCGACCAAAACAACGUGCUAUGCAAUAUGAAAUUGCCUCCAUUCUUCUGUAUGUGAUUAGAGCAGGCUGAUGCAGGCAAAAACCCAAAUUCACUAUUUUGGGGGGAAUUUUACCUGGAGACAUCAUUUUGUCCAGAACUAUGAAAUACCUUUUAAUGACCAGUUUUUGCCCUAAAACUGUAUGGUUUUGGAUGAUGUUUGAUGGACCUAUUGAGGACCCCAGGUAUCUAAUGAUGACGGUGGCUGCCACUUUGCAAGGUGCUAUUGAACACCAUCACUGCCGCAGUGUUAAUUCACCUUUGCUCGACCAUGAACAUUCAGGUUGCACUCUCAAAUGCUACUAACUGUUUCUUUUGGACAAUUAAAUUGUAAUUUAUCAGACAUUUGCUUUGUCAUGGACUGAUGGACUCCAGGCUUUUUAUGGCACCAAAGAUUUUGUUUGUGGCCCCAUUUUGGUCUUUAAUAUUACAAGGGUUUGGUUUGAAUAAUUGCUUAUCAAAUUCGAUACAAAUAUGUUAUUGGGAAAAUAUGAAUAGUGUGCAUUUGAAUGGACUACUACAUGAAUGGUAAGAGCCUUUGUGAUCGUGUGGCCUCCCCUAGUGGUUGUGGCUCUAAACAGACACACAGAAGAGUGUUAAUCCUGACUGAUGUCUAUAAUAAUGUAUACUUUGCAUUGAAAUUAAUAUAGCUGAACACCACCAAAUGUUGACUCCGCCACUUAACUGUUGUCAGGAAUUGUUAGAAGAAAAAACAAUGGGACCAGUCUGUCAAUAAAGGUAAUAUAUCAGUGCUUAUUAACUUUCAACUGCUCUGUAUAAUAAUGUGUUUGUAAAUAAACCUGUUUGGAUUCUU